Molecule: messenger RNA, 1933 nt
Organism: Cottoperca gobio
Lineage: Eukaryota; Metazoa; Chordata; Actinopteri; Perciformes; Bovichtidae
Gene: vamp7
Product: synaptobrevin-like 1
Exons: 8
Coding region: 273-932 (219 amino acids)
Biological process (GO): vesicle fusion; exocytosis; endosome to lysosome transport
Cellular component (GO): SNARE complex; membrane
Molecular function (GO): SNAP receptor activity; SNARE binding
Source: RefSeq, a predicted model, not a curated record
UACAUUUCCUAACAUAGGAGGGAAUUCUUUUUCCGGUCUGGAGGUCUGUGCCAAUUGCAAAACAGAAGUCACUCGAAAGGGAUUAGCUAGCUUGCUAGCAGGUGAAAUCUCUUUAGAUGUUGGGAUCUGUGCUACAUUAGCUACCUUGAACAGUGCUGACACAUCGAGGUAUUGGAUUCAUUGUUAUAUAUCACUGUUAAUUGCGUUACUCAAAACGAUAAUUGGUAUUGCGACAAACAGCGAGUAAUAGAGCUGAAACCCCAGCUGUUGCCAUGGCAAUCCUAUUUGCUGUGGUGGCUCGUGGAACCACCAUCCUGGCAAAGCAUGCAUGGUGUGGCGGCAACUUCCUGGAAGUGACUGAACAGAUUUUAGCCAAAAUCCCAUCAGAGAAUAACAAAUUGACCUACAGCCAUGGCAGCUAUCUCUUUCAUUACAUCUGCCAUGACAGAAUCAUAUACCUGUGUAUCACUGAUGACGACUUUGAGAGGUCGCGUGCAUUCAGCUUCCUCGGUGAAGUCAAGAAGCGCUUCCAGACUACGUACGGGUCGCGAGCUCAAACGGCCCUGCCUUACGCCAUGAACAGCGAGUUCUCCUCAACACUGGCAGCUCAGAUGAAACACCACUCCGACCCACGAGGGACAGAUCGUGUCACUGAGACUCAGAUGCAAGUGGAUGACCUGAAGGGCAUUAUGGUCCGCAACAUAGACUUGGUCGCUCAGAGAGGAGAGAAGCUGGAGUUGCUGAUCGACAAGACAGAAAAUCUGGUUGACUCAUCGGUCACAUUUAAGACCACAAGUCGUAACCUGGCACGAGCCAUGUGUAUGAAGAACCUCAAGCUGACUGUUGUCAUUGUGCUUGUGUGCCUGGUGGUCCUUUACAUCAUCGUUUCUGCUGCCUGUGGAGGCCUCAGCUGGCCCACUUGUGUCAAAUGAGAGAAAGGGGAAAAAAGUAAGAGGGGGAGAAGCGCCUGUUCACCUCUGCCUGCUAGCGGACACAAAAGAAAACACGACUUUCCUUCCUCUACUCCUUUAGCUUCAACAUCCCUGGAAGACACAUGCUGCUCCUCCUCCUGCCUCCUUCCUCGUCCCCCUCUUUGAUAGCGUGCACAUUGACUUGCCUUCUGGACAAGGAGUCCCACCUCUGACCCACUCUAAUGACAGCAGCCAUGUGGCCUAAAACUGAUGUGGAACAAUCAUUUUGUCUUUGUACAUUCAUCCUGUCUCAUGCACUUAGUGGCCUGAUGUAUCAGUUUGUGAUACUGUCCUGCAUCUAUCUCUGUAUUUAAUCCAUUCAGACUGAUACCGUAAUGAGCCACAAAGAUGACAGAUUGCUUUGUUAUUGUCCUGCUUUUCCAUUGAUGUCAACAGAGACAUAUGCAACUAUAGGUAGCAUGUUACAAAUCCAUCGAGAAGGAAUCCCACAAUAAAGUGUCUGGUCCUCUGUUAUAUAACUGAAAACUAAUUUUUGACAAAACCAAUGCAGUAUACAGUAUGUGUCAAGUGGCAAAUGUCUAAUGUACCAUGGUGGUAGUGUCUCAUGAAUGCCACUUUUUGCUCAAAAACAUAGAAUUUUAUGAUUUAUUUUAGUUUAAUCGCCAAGCACAGUAGUAUAUUCUAAAAAUGGCUGUUGUAAAAUACCAAAUAUGAUCAAAUAAAUAUUGUAAAUUUGAUUGAUAUCACUGACUCAGAAGAUGUAAUGGUUCUUUUAAAUCAAGCCUUAGUUUAUCUAAUUUAUCUUAAAUGUUUAUCUCACCCUUUCAUCCGUUACCUCUGCUAGGAUGUGUUCAGUGUGCCCAUAUGUUCUUUCUGUUAACACGAUGCACUUUCUAUAUUGUACAUAGAUUUGCUUCCUGGCAUAACAAUGGUUUAUAAUCAUGUAAUUAUUUAAUUAUUGUAACUCCAGUUUUGAAAUAAUAAAAUCUGAUGGUAUCAAG